Solanum pennellii is the source of this 2579-nucleotide messenger RNA. RefSeq lists its product as uncharacterized. The transcript has 14 exons. The coding region runs from base 93 to 1760 and encodes 555 amino acids. Lineage: Eukaryota; Viridiplantae; Streptophyta; Magnoliopsida; Solanales; Solanaceae. The record is from RefSeq and is a predicted model, not a curated record.
AUAAUUAAGUUUUGCGUCGCCAAAUAAAGAAGACUGCAAGAUGAACCGGUGAAGUCAGCUAGUCUUUUGUGAACUCUCAUAACAGUCCAUCAAUGGUGAACAAGGCAUGGAGAAUAAUCCCACGGCCCCUUCUCGAAACUGUCCUCAACAAUCAUGCUCAACACCACCGUGUUCCUCAACCGCUUAUCCUUCACGGCCCUCGUGGCGUCGGCAAAACCACCCUCAUUCUUGAACGUCUUAUGGGUAAAUGGAACAGUGGACCUCAUGUUACAGGCUAUGUGGACUUUGCGGAAUCUGUAAAAGAUCAUCACCCAAUUCAUGGCCAAUCAUUUCCAUGGGGUUCUUGGUCAAACUGCACACCUCCUUCACUGCCAUUUCUUACUACUCAACUUGAAAGCUGCCUUGAAUCAAUGACCCAGAAGGGUAUUAAGCUUGGAACUAUAAGUUCUCAUCAGAUUUUCACUGUUUUAAGUAAAUGGCAUGGACUUAGUACAGCACUUAAACAAAUCCUAGAUGGUAAUAAUUCCAACUCCAGAAAGGCUGUUUCAAUUAGGAAUAAUUCCGUGUUGAAUUUAUGGGAAAGGGCUGUUUUUGCAUCAAGUGUUCGAUUAAAUGCCGAAGAGAGUGGUGGGUUGAGUUUGGAGGAGGAGACGUAUUAUAAGGAAGCAAUGUCAGCUUUGAAUUUGGCUAAAGAGGUUAUAAGGGUGCAGCAAAAGUGGAGAGCUAAUGCAAUCAAGCAUUUGAAUCAGACUGGUGGGUUUUCAAGGUCGUUGGCCAAUUCAGCAACUGAUUGGCCCUGUUUGUUAUUGGAACUCCUUUCAUCUGCUGCUGAAAUAGAUUACUUUCAGCCGAAGCUGGUCAUAAACAAUAUUGAGGUUCUAAAGAAUGCAAUGUUGAUGGAUGAUUCUACAGUCUGUGCAUCCAUGUAUCAUGAUAGUCUGAUAUGGAGAAUAAUAGCCUUGGGUGCAAAUGAGAGAUCUCUUCCAGUUAUUCUUGUAACAUCUGAUAGCUACUAUUCAUAUCUUGCCUAUAUGGAUUUUGGAUUUCCGGACAUUUUCAUCUCACGUGAGACAUUUGGGUGGACUCCUGCAGAAGCUAAAAUGCAUAUGGUUGGUGACUAUUUUAGUCAGUCAGAGUGGAAUGUGAUUGUUGAGGUGCUAGGACCGAAUCCAAGGCAUCUAUUUGAGAUUUAUGCACUCAAGCUAAGUAAUUACUACCAAAAGGUCAUGAGUGAGAAGAGCAGUAAAUUUGAGGAUAUCGUGGAUGCGUACUUGGCAUAUCUUCAAGUAACAGUAGUUAAUCCUGCCAUGGAUAGAGCAUUGACACUUCUACAUAAAUUUGCGGUUGAUGCACGAAGUGGAAGAAUUUUGAAGGACAAGCUAUGUUUUGGUGCUCCAUGGAGACACCCUCCACCUUCUGAUGAUCCUACAUUGUGUCGUCAAUGGGCUAAAAUUCAACUUAUGGAUUUUGUUCAGUGUCUUGUGAAUGCAGAAUUUGGGGUGAACUACCUAGCUGAUUGUAGUCUUGAAAUUUUUGAUGAUCCAUCUGCUAUUGCAUUAUUAGAGGUCGGUCUACUGUAUUCACAACGGGAUCCAUCAUUCCUUCGUCCUCUUUCUCGGGGUAUUCAGAGGUGCCUUGUUAGAUGGCUUGUUCAAGAGAGAAUACAACUGCAGUCAAAGACUUCACUCCGGUAUCUUUGGCAGCGAGUCAUACGUGGGCGCAGCUAUCGCCAUCUGAUGUUAGAAGUAGGAUACAAGUAGUUCAUCAAGGGCUAUGGUGAAUUAGUUACUGUUGGUCAAGCAUUUUGAUGGAUAUAUCUUUACCUAAGGUAAUGUGGGGUCAAGCUCAUGAUUUACAAUGAUGAAGAGGCCGAUUGAUCAUUAAAAGAAUUUGCCCUGUGGGUUGGAGAUGUUGCAAAUUUCUUAGAUGCAAUAUUGUUCUCAUUCAUCAUUUGUGAUCCUUUGAGCUUGUCCCAUUUUCGGUUGAAUGUUGUGUUUCCAUCGUUGAUCUGGAAUGGUGAAGAAUACACCUCGAAACAUCCAGACUAAAGUAGAAAGUCAGUUGUGGAUGCCUUACUUGUUGGAACUUGUGGUCUCUCCUCAAUACUUGGAACUCGAUCUUUUUUUUUUUCUCUCUGUAUUUUCUCCUCUCAAUAGGUAUGGAGGAUUUUAUUAUUUCAUUUUGUGUUGGUGCGGAACGAAAGGGGGAGAUAUGACUAUGUUGAAGAUCAGCCUGCAGUACUUCACUAUACGCGCAUCCAAGGAAAGCAUUCACCAUUGAUUUAUGAAAGGCUAUAUAUAUCAAAACUCUUAACAUCCUUUCUCCAAACCUGGGACGCUCAUUUUUAUUUGGUGUUUCAGUAACCAAUAACUACAUGUAUACUCUUAGGGAGGACUGAGAAUUCACCUUUGUACAGAAACUUCAGUGUUAUUGUUGAGACAUCUAAAUUCUCUCAAUCUGCAAGAGAAGCAAUUGGGAAACAUCAUUUUGCUUCUAAAAUAUUUGCCCGAGUGUGCUCAGAUAGCUUCUUGAUAUGAUUGAAUAAAUUCUGAGUGUUAUAAUGUUUGGAUUCUGCUUCA